AGCUGUCAAGUUUCUUGCACAGGUGCUAGAAUUGUUUCCCUACAAUUUGAACAGUCAUCGUGGGGAGCAUUUAUACUUCAGUUCCUGUAAACCUGACUGAACGCAGACAAAAUGGAUCACCAUGAAGUUACCUUGGAGGCUGACAAAAUCCAUCAAAAUCGUCUCUCAAAUGUCACAGAAGAUGAAGAGCAAGAUGCUGCAUAUACAAUUGUGACAGUCCUAGAUAAAGUGGCUAGCAUUGUACACAGUGUACAGGAGAGCCAGAAAAGAAUUGAAGAGCGACACAGAGAAAUGGAGAACGCUAUCAAGACCAUACAGAUUGAUGUUUUAAAGCUUGCCCAGACUCAUGGCAAUACAGGCUAUACUGUUAACAAGUUGCUUGAGAAAACCUGCAAAGUUAGUUCCCAUGUUAAAGAAGUGAGGGCACGUGUGGAAAAGCAGAGUGCUAAUGUGCGAAAGGUUGAAGCAAAACAAGAGGAGAUGCUGAGAAAAAACAAAUUUCGGGUUGUAAUAUACCAGGAGGAAACAGAAUGCCCAUCUUCGCUGUCUGUUAUCAAAGACAGGGCAAGAGGUGAAAACCUAGAGGAGCAAUUUUUCCCACCUGAUGACCUCUCUUCUGAUGAAGAAUAUUAUAUAGACGAAAGCAGAACAUCCCGAUUUAAAAAAUCAGGCAUGAGACGCAUAGAUAAUAUCAAAAAGGCAUUUUCAAGGGAAAAUAUGCAGAAGACCAGACAAAAUUUUGGCAAGAAGGUGACCAGGCUUCGAACUAGAAUAGUGACACCAGAGAGGCGAGAGAGACUGAGGCAGUCAGGAGAGAGGCUGAAACAAUCUGGGAUAAGGCUCAAGAAAACUAUUUCAAAAGCUGCUCCAACAAAGGAGACAUUCAAGCUCAAUAAGAAAGAUAAAGAGCGAACAGUAGCUGAAGGGCAAGAAGGAAUCCAGGAAGCUGGUGUGCAUGCAGUUUCAGCGAGUGGGGCAGAAGAACCAGUCACAGAAGAGAUUUCCUACACAGAAGUGAUCACUAAAGUAAAGAAAGACAAAGGCAGUGGAACAAAAGGCACAUCCCAGCCAGCAGAGAAAAUCGUUCUUAAACAGGAGGCAACAGAAGGAGGAGUUGAUAAUGUUCUUCUGUUGGACCUCAAGCAUCCAGCAUAAGUG
Gopherus flavomarginatus (Mexican gopher tortoise) is the source of this 1158-nucleotide messenger RNA. RefSeq names its product caveolae associated protein 4 (gene CAVIN4). The coding region runs from base 112 to 1155 and encodes 347 amino acids. The transcript is spliced from 2 exons. Gene Ontology annotation, cellular component: caveola; cytoplasm. Lineage: Eukaryota; Metazoa; Chordata; Testudines; Testudinidae. The record is from RefSeq and is a predicted model, not a curated record. Gene Ontology annotation, biological process: regulation of gene expression.